Molecule: messenger RNA, 6219 nt
Organism: Rhinichthys klamathensis goyatoka
Lineage: Eukaryota; Metazoa; Chordata; Actinopteri; Cypriniformes; Leuciscidae
Gene: c4
Product: complement component 4
Exons: 41
Coding region: 93-5183 (1696 amino acids)
Biological process (GO): complement activation
Cellular component (GO): extracellular region
Molecular function (GO): endopeptidase inhibitor activity; protein binding
Source: RefSeq, a predicted model, not a curated record
UAGCCCUCGUAGUCUUUUCUCAGUUAGUUGGUAGAUGAUCUUAGUCGCUGUCCUAAUGGAAUAAUCACACAUGAGCAAGGUAAAACAGCAAGAUGAUCUGCCCUCUGUUUUUUGCAUUUUUGGUUUUUCUUGCAGUGGAUGCAAGACCCACCAGAUGCCUAAUUGUUGCUCCAAAUAAAAUUCACCUGGGAGUGGAAGAGACUGUGAGUGUUCAGCUUCAUGGAGCAACUGAAGAAAUCAGCAUGCAGCUAUACUUUGAAAAUCAGAAUCCUUCAAAAUUUCUGUCAGAACAGAAAUCUAUAUUCCUUAACAAGGACAAUAGCUACCAAGCUGUGGUAAAACUUAAGGUUGAUCCUAAGAAGUAUGAAAGUAUUGUUGGAAGAAAGAAAAUGGAUCCAUAUGUUCAGCUUGCAGCUACAAGCAAUGUCUUUGCAGGCAAAGUAAAAAAAGCCAGCAUCUUUUUGUCAACUAAAAGGGGGUACAUUUUUAUCCAAACAGACAAGCCCAUUUAUAAUCCUGGGGAAAAAGCAAAAUACAGAAUCUUCACCCUAGACAACUACAUGCUCCCCAUAAAGGAUGAAAUUCACAUUCAAAUAGCAAAUUGCAAAGGUUUGAUUGUUUACAAUCAUAUUUUCAUUUCUGACCAAAUCUUGGAAAAAACUAUCACUAUACCGGAAGUGGAGCUGGCUGGCAAAUGGAAAAUCAUUGCAUCAUUCCAUAAGUACCCUGAAUCUAUCUCAGCGGUGGAGUUUGAGGUCAAGGAAUAUGUUUUGCCCACAUUUGAGGUUAAAAUUGAGUCUACACAGCCUUACCAUAUUUUGAUGAGCAAGUCCUUUCCAUUCAACAUCUCUGCCAGAUAUACUUAUGGAAAGGGGGUCAAUGGGAUAGCAUAUGUUCGAUUUGGACUUAUUGAUGGAAUGGGGAAUAAGAUAUAUCUUCCAGGCACUGAACAGCAAAUAGCAGUAGAGGAUGGCACUACAAAUACAGAAGUAUGCACUGAGGUCUUAAAGAAGGCAUCAAAAAAUAACACUCAAGGCCAUAUAGAGGGAUAUUAUCUUUAUAUUGCAGUCUCAGUUUUGGAAAAAGCAAGUGGCAAUCUAGAGGAAGCUGAAAGUUCUUCUGUGAAGAUUGUGACAUCACCAUAUGUUGUUGAUCUGUCAAAAACCAAGACAUAUUUCACCCCGGGUGGCCUGUUUUCCAUUUUGGCUACUGCAACAUAUCCAGAUGGCCAAAGAGUCCCAAACUUGAAAUUUACAGCCACUGUUACAAUAAAAGGAUCACCAGAGCAGAUUCUGAGCAAUGAAGGCUGGGGAAAUGAAAUGGGAGAUGUAGCCAUGUCCUUUCAAAUACCACCACAGGCUAAGAAAUUAACUAUAACGGUUUUUGCCGAGGGGAGAGACCAGGAGGCAAUUCGUAGUGAUAAAAAGAUGACAGCCAGUGCAAUAAAAGAUGAAGAACACAGCUAUCUUAGUUUGGAAGUGGAGCAACAUUUCCUACAGCCUGGAGAAGACUUGAAAGCCACAUUACGGGACAUUACACCCCAGGGUUCAGAAAAACCAACUUUCUUUUAUUUUAUGGUUUGGAGUAAAGGACAAAUUGUGCAGUUGGGGAGGGUGCCAAGAACUGAAAUCACAACAAUCAAUGUGAACUUUAAAGUGGAUAUGGUGCCUUCUUUUCGCCUGGUCGCCUACUAUUUUACACCAAAAGAAAAAAUAGUGGCUGACUCUGUGUGGGUCGAUGUGAAAGAUGUCUGCAAAGGCAAGGUGGAAAUUGAUCCAAUGGCUGAGAUAAAACCUGCAACUGGGUUUAAGGUGACGGUCAGAACAGAUCCAAAGGCCAAGGUGGCUCUUGCCGCAGUGGACUCAGCUGUUUACAUUCUGAACAAAAACAAACUAAGCCUUCAAAAGAUGUUUGAGUAUAUGAACUCGUAUGACUUGGCCUGCUCUGUCGGAGGAGGAGAGGACUCCAGUGCUGUUCUGGAGAGAGCUGGGCUAACUUAUAUGUGUAACUGUGAUCUGGAAAGCCCUAUACCCAAAAAACAUAAGUGUAACUUUAACCCUGAACCUCGUAUCAGGAGAGGAGCGGACUAUGUUGCAAAAUACAAUGCAGUCGUCAACAGCUAUAAGAACAAAGACAGGAAAUGCUGUAUUGAUGGUGUAAGGCCAAGCAAACUGCAUACAUCCUGUGAUGAGCGUCUCAAAAGAGUACAAGAAUCGGACAGCUGUCGUAAGGCUUUUAAACAAUGCUGCGAAGCUGCAAAUGAGAGGAGGAAGAGGGAGAAAUUUGAGAGGAGAAAAACCAGCCUUGGAAGAGUCACUGACGACACACUGGACGAAAUUGUUAUUAAUGAGGAUGUAAUCUACCUCCGUAAAUAUUUCCCACAGUCGUGGAUGUGGACAGUCAUUGAAUCAGAUAGGACUGGCAUUAUCAGGCAUGAUGCAGUUGCUCCUGAUUCUAUAACCACUUGGGAAAUACAGGCUGUGGGCAUUUCUUCCACAAAAGGAUUCUGCAUUGCAGAGCCAAAACCCCUGAGGGUCUUCCAAGAUUUCUUUUUGUCCGUCAACCUUCCUUACUCUGUGAAAAGAAAUGAGCAGCUUCAGGUUAAAGCUGUUGUGUACAAUUACAGGCAAGAGAGUUUACAGGUAAUAGUGAAGAUGGAUAAGAAGGAAGGUUUGUGCACUGCUGGCGGCAGUGAGGUGAGGGAGGAGGUCACAGUUCCUGGUAACUCUGCAGUGGCCGUGUAUUUCACCGUGGUGCCCCUUGCAAUCGGAAAUAUCCCCAUCACCGUGCUGGCUUACGCCUCAGACACUGCCCACGAUCGAGUAGAAAAGGAGCUCCGUGUGGAGGGAGAAGGGGAAAUCGCCUCUAUUGACAGGGAGUUCAACAUUGAUCAAAAAUUAAGGGAAUUAGAGAUUGAUAUACCAGUCCCUGAUGAUGAGAUCCCUGGUGGGACAGACUCAGAGAUCUUAUUGAGUUUAAAAGGUGGUGUGAUGGGCGAGUCGGUAGAUAACUGUCUAAACCUGGAGGGUGUUGAUAAACUCAUUAAGCUGCCCACUGGCUGUGCGGAGCAGGUUAUGGUAAAGAUGUCUCCUGCUAUUCAUGCCAUGCGGUACCUGGAUGCCACCGACCAAUGGAUAUCACUGAAAGCUGAACGAAGAGAUGAGGCCAAAUCAAUGAUCCAAACUGGUUACAGCACAGUCCUCACACACAAGAAAACUGAUGGCUCUUACGGAGCCUUUCUGCAGACUCCCAGCAGUAUUUGGCUUACUGCAUAUAUUGCCAAGGAGCUGACGGAGUCCCGGGACAUUAUCAAUGUGAAUGACGUAUAUAUUCAGGAUGCCAUGUCUUAUCUCAUUUCCAAACAGAAGAGCAACGGUGCAUGGGAUGAUCCCAAUCGCCUAUAUGACAGAGGAAUGAAGGGAGGAGUUGGAAAGGCGAAAGAUGAUGUUCCCCUAACUGCUUUUCUCCUUAUAUCAAUGAACCAUGCUUCGAAAGUCUACGAGCUGGGAACUGAUACAGAACUGAGAGUAGCUAUUGAUAAAGCAAAGUCUUAUCUAGAUGGGCAGUUGGAUGCUUUGGAGAGUCCCUAUUCGCUUGCCAUCACAGCUUAUGCCUUGACCUUGCAUGACCAUCAAAGUGCAGAAGCCCGGCGAGUGCAGCAGAAGCUAAAAGACAUUGCUAAUUGUGACCACCAAACUUGUUUUUGGGAUGCCAAAGGUGGCAGAGGCAAAUUAGAGGGUAAAGCUGAGGCUGAAUCUGUGGAGACCACAGCAUAUGCUCUACUCAGUAUGCUGUCAGUGCCUGACAUGAAGACUGCUAAACUCGCUGCAAACUGGCUGACAGAGCAGCGCAAAUAUGGUGGUGGAUUUCAGUCCACACAGGAUACAGUCGUGGCCCUUGAGGCUCUGGCAAAAUACAGCAUACAGAACAACGAUAUACGAGACCUGGAUCUGAGGGUGGAAAUGUGCCUUGAAAAUGGCAAAAAGCAAGAUUUUCAAUUGACCAAACAUAAUGCGCUCACCACAGAAGCUGUUAAGGUCAGAAAUGCUGGUAAAUUUACCCUAAAUGUUCAGGGAACGGGACAUGGAACAUUAACAGUUGUGCAGACAUACAGAACUAUGAAAAAGGAUGAAUCGUACUGUGAUCUUUUUCACCUUAGUGUUACAGUGGAAGGAGAGCUGGAAUACAAAAUGUACAAUAAGGAAGAAACGUUUGAUGAUUAUUACAACUACGAAGCCGAGGAGGAUCAAAAAGAUGAGCCCAUGAGCAGCAUAGAAUGGUUUGAUCUUCGCAGCCGCCGAAAAAGACAAAUCUCAGAGGAGCCAAAGAAAGAGAGUUCACUCAUAUACACAGUGUGUGUGGGCAUGAAGAAGAACAAUUCUGUUGGCAUGGUCAUGGUGGACAUCUCACUCCUAAGUGGACUGAUGCCACACAUCAAGGAUUUGGAACAUAAUGUAAAGGGCUCAGAGAGGUACAUUGAUCACUACGAAACCCACCAUAAUAAAGUCUUUCUUUAUUUUGCGAAGAUCACCGAAACCGAGGAGUGUCUUCAGUUUGGUGCUGACCAGGUUGUUCCCAUGGGCCUUGUCCAACCUGCUUCUGCUGUCAUCUAUGACUAUUACAGCCCAGAAAAGAGAUGUGGCAUAUUCUAUACAGCCCCUCAGAAAAGCCCAAUGAUCUCCAAACUGUGCAAUGGGGAUGUGUGUACAUGUGCAGAGGGUGGUUGUCCAAAUCUGAAAGUCACCUUCAGCAAGGAUAUGAAAAAUAACACCCGGAGCAGAUUUGCAUGCUACGAUCCUACCGUUGACUAUGUCUAUGUGAUUAAAAUGGUCAACUCAAGCAGAGAUGAAGUGUUUAUGCACUAUACCAUAUUAAUCACUGAUGUUCUUCAGACUGGGAUGGACUCUAGUAUCCAGAAAGAUGUCACGCGCCAGAUGAUACUGCGCUUAUCUUGUGAUAAAAUGGAGCUGAAUAAUAAAGCACAAUAUCUGUUCAUGGGUCAGAACAACGCAAUCUCAGUUCUGAAUAACGAUGGACAACAUUUCAGGUAUGUACUGAACAGUGACAUGUGGAUCGAGAAGAUACCAGAAGAAAAGCAAUGCAAGGCAACCUCAAGUCGCUCUGCCUGCUUUCAUCUUAAUGAAUUUAUAACGAAACACCCCAUUAAACGCUGUGAUAUUUAGAAAACAUAACGGAGAUGGUAAAAUAACCACUUAAAACAUCAUUAUUUGGCUCUGUAAAUCAUGUGCUUUUAUUUCUAGUGCAUAUACUGACAUAUAAAGAGACUGUUACAGUUGUUUGAUACAUUGGAAAAUAGAGUCAAGCAUUUCAAUUCAGUUUUCCGUGUUAUUGGCAAUACAGUAGAUUCACGUCACCUUUCAUUCUGAUACAUAGAGGGAAGUCAAAUGGAAGAAAUGUAUUACGAUAAUUCCAGAUAUUAUCUCUUUGACACGACUUGACCUUUAGCUUUUCAGUAUUACAACACCAUAAAACAAGGGUCCUCUUUUUUAAGGGGUAUUUUUAGAGAUGCUACAUUUCUGAGCACCAAUGAGUGCAUUAUUGCAGUUUAAAUACUACGUUUAAAAUGCUUCAUGUGUCCUGUUGUGGUUAUACACUGUACAGUUUUAUUAUGGAAUACUGUAUUUAGUGGCUUAAACAACACUGUCUUUUUAUCGCUUGCACUCGUUCAUGACUCCAUAUAAAGUACAGAUGAUGUCCUGAUCGUGACUGUGUUGCUUUUGUGACCGUCGUGGUGUAACAUCUGGGCCAAAAUGAUCAAGCAGUAAAAAAAUUUUUUUUUUUUUUUUUACAUUUUUCAUUCAUUUUCCUACAUUCAUAGAAAACAAGCAAUAAAACAAAAUAAAAAAAACAGUAGUAAAUGCUUCAGUAAUACAGUAAACUACGGCAAGUACCCUGCAAAUUGUUCUUCCAUGAAUUUGGCAACUUAAAAUGCAGCAGUGGCUGUGUGAUUUAAUUUUUCCCUUAUUGUUUUAUGUUCAUAUUUCCGUUGUCUUGAUAUGAAAGAUUCCCUUUGAAGUGGUGACUAUCAUGUGCAUGAGAAAAAACUGUUGUACUUCACUAGACAUUAGCUUUGUACACCUUGUGAAAACCACUGAAGGCAGCAGAUAACUGCAGAUAAACAAAACACUUCAACUUAGAAAAAUAACUUGUACAUUAUACCAUUGUGUACAAAAUAAAUAAACUUGCUUUAUAACCUUU